AUGAAAUGGGGAGAGACCCUCGAGGCUGAUCCGGAUAGCAGCCCCGUAAUUGCAGCAUAUCAGGUCAACGUGAUCAGAGGUGGAUUGGUUUUUAGCAUGCAUAGUCAUCAUUAUGCCAGCGACGUCAUGGGAUGGAAAAACUUCACUCACCAGCUGGCAGAUAACUGCUAUGCAAUCUACAACUCUACACCGUUUCCAUCGUGGGAUCUGGCAUGUAUCGACGCUAUGCGCUUCACCAAGGACCUGCCCGAAGAAGAUCUCAUAAAUGGCCCUCCAAAGGCUCAAAGACACCCCGACCACCCGGAACAGCAAGCCGUGCUAUUCCACUUGCCAACGAGCAAGGCAAAAGAGCUCAAGAGACGCGCUUUUCCCACGGAGCCAGGGUGGAUAUCUACGUAUGAUGCCACGUGCGCUUACAUCUGGCGUCUGAUGACCAAGGUUCGUGCCGAGUUUUAUAAACCUGCCGAUCUUGCUCAAAAGCUGUACUGGGGUGAAGCCGUGGACAUGAGGCCUCGUUUACACAAUCCUCCGGUUCCAGAGCGGAUGAUGCGUGCGAUAGUGGCCGGAGGCUUCUCCGACACAAACCCAGAGACUGCCCUCACUAUUGGAGACGUCGUCAAGGAUGCCCCAUUGUCGAACCUUGCAAAUUACAUUCGCUCGUUGACUGAGAGCUGCACCGAGAAGCACCUAGAGGCCCUGGUCGACCUCAUUGCGCCCAUCCGAGACAAGCGGUCCAUCAGCCUGCGCGUCGAUGCGCACCCGCCAAUGAGCAUGUUUGUGACGGACCACCGCGCUGGAGAUGUGAGCGGUUUUGAUUUUGGUUUUGCAAAGCCCAUCACCUAUCGCCAUUUAUGGGGCGAGGCCAUUACGGCGGGGUUGAUUUUGAUCUACGCGCCUCUCCGUCCAUCGCUUAAUCCCGAUGAAGGUUGCAUGUUUACAAUCACAAUGGAAAAGGAACUGAUACCAAAACUAAAGGAGGAUCCCGAGUGGAACUCGUUCUUUGAGUAUCGCGGAGUAGAUUAG
This is a messenger RNA of Pestalotiopsis fici W106-1, 1023 nucleotides long. RefSeq lists its product as uncharacterized. NCBI's taxonomy places the organism in Eukaryota, Fungi, Ascomycota, Sordariomycetes, Amphisphaeriales, Sporocadaceae. The transcript has a single exon. The record is from RefSeq and is a predicted model, not a curated record. Gene Ontology annotation, molecular function: acyltransferase activity, transferring groups other than amino-acyl groups. The coding region runs from base 1 to 1023 and encodes 340 amino acids.